GUCGCGCGAAAGUUUUCAAAUCAAAAAAAAAAGAAAAGAAAAAGGAAUCGUUCGCUCGCGCGGAGCACACAGUGCUCGGUCGCAUAACUGACGCCCUCUCCGCUCACCUCUGCAAAGGCGACCUGCCCCCACAACGCCGCCGCCUGCGACGAAGACGGCGGAGCCAAGCACCUUCUCGCCGCCACCUUCCACUGCUAAUACCACCCCGCCUCCUGCAUCCCAUUUACCGCCGCCGACGAAGCCCAAGCUCGCCGGCGCUACCUUCUGCCUUCUCGCGGAUCCUGGGACGGCCGAGCCGUCGGGCUACACUGCGGCGGGCAAUUAGUUGGUUCUCCUCUCCCGUCGUUGGGGGGCAUCCGUCCGAGGCGCAGUGGAGCAAUCGACGGGAGCCCUUGCGGUAAUUGCUCGGAUUCGAAUUCCAGAUCUUUUCGGAGUUUCUACGGCAACAAUCCUCGCUGGAUCCGGACUCCCUUCUUCUAAUCGGAUCACAGGUGAGGCCUCGGCUCGUUUGGAUAUAAGUGAGCCAGCCCUCGGUGUGCUUCUUCUCAGAUUAGAUACAAGCCAAGUCCAAUUGGUUUGCCGCUGAAGCAACUCUUCUCCAACAAGUCCUGCUUUUGCAAUUGCUCCAAUGGAGGUCUGUAGCGUAGCCAGGAUAACGAGCUUUGCACAAUUUGGCCUGAAAAUUUUGCCUAAGCUCCUGGCUCUUUCUCCCGGUUCAUUGGGGAAAUUCAGAAAGGUCUCACCAGCGAUGGAAACUGAAACUGUGUUGAGAAAACUGCCGGAGCUGCUGCAGGAUGUAUUGAGAAAGGUCUCACCACACAUGGAAACUGAAACUGUGGUGAGAAAUUUGCCGGAGCUGCCGCAGGAUGUAUUGAUGGACAUAUUUUCACUCCUGGAGAUACCUGACCUCAUGCGUGCGGCCACUGUCAGCUCCUCCUGGCGCUCCGCGUAUACCAGCAUCUGCAGCCAGCUUGAGCAGUACAAACGGCCUCAGACGCCUUGCCUCCUCUACACCUCUGAAUCUGCUGGUGAGAACGUAGCUUGUCUCUACAGCCUCGCGGAGAAGAGGGUCUACAAUUUAACUCUCCCGGAUCCACCCAUCCGCAGCAGGUAUCUUCUUGGGUCAUCGCAUGGUUGGCUAGUUACCGCGGAUGACAAGUCUGAGCUACACCUUAUCAAUCCGAUCACUGGCCAACAGAUUGCUCUCCCGUCGGUGGUCACCAUUGGUUAUGUAGAGCCAAUCUUUGACAAUGCAGGCACAGUUAUUAUGUAUAAAUUACGACAGCAACUUUACGAUCCGGACUUAGACCCCGAAAUGGUUGGUCCCAAAAUGUUCCCCCAUGCUCCCGACAAGCUUCGUGACCAUGUCUACAUCAGGGUAUUUAUCUUUCUGGAUCCGUCCACAGGAAGCUACAUUGUGGUUCUCAUCCAUGGUCCAAGAUGUCAGCUUUCGUUUGCAAGGGUAGGAGAUUGUAAGUGGACCUUGCUGACGCCGGAUUGGGACUAUGAUCAAUGCAUCUACAUGGAUGGUCUAUUGUAUGCAUCCACAAGAGCCGGAAGAAUGGAUGCUUUUGACAUCACUGGUCCUACCGCCACGAGGAAUAUAAUUGCAGAUGAGAUUGCCAUUUACAGUUCUGAGUACAGGGGGGAAUUCUACCUUCUUCAGGCUCCAUGGGGUGAUCUGCUGCAAGUUUGCAGGAAGGCUGAACUCAUAGAUGUGGGCUAUGAGGAGCUCAUAGUUAAAACUAAUAAAGUCUUGUUACACAAAGUCGAUAUGGAAGCACAAGAGCUUGUGGAAAUAAAUAGCUUGCAUCAUAACGUGUUGUUUCUUGGGCGUAACCAGUCUAUAUGCCUUAUUGCUGAAGAAUAUCCGCAACUGAAGGCAAAUUGUGUCUAUUUCGCAGAUGAUGAGCAACAUAAUUGGAUGUAUAAGACGAAUCCCCGGGAUAUAGGUGUUCUCAACCUUGAAGAUGAUAGUAGGGAGGAAAUUGUGUCCCCGCUUUGGUCCAGCUGGCCAAGUCCCAUAUGGAUAACACCCAGUCUUACAGUGAUGAACCUGUCAUUGUACAAAUAGGUAGCUUUUUUUAAUUAUGUACCUUGAUUAUGGGGUCUGUCGACCAAAUUUGCCACUCUUUUGCGGGCAGAUGCUAUGACAACGGAAGCAUGUUCCGUUUAUCUCUUUUUUCCAUACAUUGUUUGCUGUAUCUGAUGAAACUAUGGCCGAAAAAUAAAUAUUAGGAAUGGAAAUGGUGCUCUACAACAA
Aegilops tauschii subsp. strangulata is the source of this 2263-nucleotide messenger RNA. Its product is annotated as F-box protein KIB4. Lineage: Eukaryota; Viridiplantae; Streptophyta; Magnoliopsida; Poales; Poaceae. The record is from RefSeq and is a predicted model, not a curated record. Gene Ontology annotation, molecular function: protein binding.